Molecule: messenger RNA, 1075 nt
Organism: Hydractinia symbiolongicarpus
Lineage: Eukaryota; Metazoa; Cnidaria; Hydrozoa; Anthoathecata; Hydractiniidae
Product: protein ARV1-like
Exons: 8
Coding region: 231-917 (228 amino acids)
Biological process (GO): regulation of plasma membrane sterol distribution; sterol metabolic process; sphingolipid metabolic process
Cellular component (GO): cortical endoplasmic reticulum; Golgi apparatus
Source: RefSeq, a predicted model, not a curated record
AAAAAUUACAAUUUUAGUCUUUCUCAGUUUGUAUCAAAAUACAGUUCUUGCAAAAUAUCCUUUUUAUUGCAAAGACUAAUCUAUUUUAAAGCCUUAAGUAUCACAUUCUAGACAAGUUUUUCCUACUAAAUUGUUUUAAAAAACUCAAGUCUCAAUUUAAAAAAUUGGUAUCCCGCUGUCCAAUCAUGUGAAGCUCUUAAAACGUAAUAAUAGAUUAAUUUAGUGAACACAUGUAUGUAUGCAUCUGGUGUGGCAAAACUGCUUCAGCUUUGUAUAGAAGAUUUAACAAUGGAAUUACAAAGUUAUCCCAUUGUAUAACCUGUGGGAACAUCGUGGAUAUUUAUACAGAGUACGACAGUGUUUUGCUUUUGCUUGAUAUUUUACUCCACAAAUCAAGAGCAUUUAAGCAUGUCUUGUUCAAUCGUAAUUUAAAUAUUCAAAAACGAUUGUUUAUGCUAUAUCUGGUUUGUGAUACUUAUAUCAAGUUAGUUCAACUGCCAUACUCAAGAUCUUCGAGUUACAAGGAGAAUUGUUACAACUGGCAUGCUGUUUUAGAGAGAGAUUUUUUGUGGGUGUUUGCUCUCACACUGUCUGAAUAUUUCAUCCAUUUUUCUGUUAUCUACAUACUGGUCACGUUUCUUUGCUACUACCGCUGCUCUAUUAGAAUAAGUUUGUUCAAGGUUAUCAAGAUGCUCCUACUAUCAAGUUAUGGAAAACUGUUUAAUAUGGCAGCCGCAGUGUGGGGCGCAAAUGAGCUGUUGUUAUCAAUUUGGCUUACAAAUAUUUUCGUCAUUACAUCGAAUGCACAAGCGUUAAACGUAACAUUUGAGAUAUCCUGGAGACGUUCACUUAUAAUUGUGUUGACAGCUUUUAUAGUGACAAAAGUGAUCAGUGGAAGUGUGCAAAUCUGGUGCUAAUUAAUUUCUGGGAAAAAUAGACGCCUCGGGUAGUAAUGCAGACUUACUAAAGACAUUGAAAGAAACACAACAACGACAGACCGAUCUAGGGGAUAACACAGCAACCAUUGCCAAAAUGCCGGAAUUCGAAUCAAAGCGAGAUGAAAUUAUGUGGAAAC